Molecule: messenger RNA, 718 nt
Organism: Protobothrops mucrosquamatus (brown spotted pit viper)
Lineage: Eukaryota; Metazoa; Chordata; Lepidosauria; Squamata; Viperidae
Product: 39S ribosomal protein L9, mitochondrial
Exons: 5
Biological process (GO): translation
Cellular component (GO): mitochondrion; ribosome
Molecular function (GO): structural constituent of ribosome
Source: RefSeq, a predicted model, not a curated record
ACGUGGGGAACCGCGGGGAGACGGUCUUUGUGCACAGGUCUUUUGGGCGCAACCACCUCCUGCUCCACAACCGGGCCGUUUACGCCUCUCCCGAAAACAAGAACUUUUUCGAAGAGGAAAACCGAUUACGUCAAGAGGGGAAGUUGCCGAGAUUACAAAGCCACAGCGGAAUGAAGACUGUCCGGUUCCUGAAGAAUUGCACCCUGGAGAUCGGCGUGAACGAGUGUGAGCACUGGGAGCUGACGAAAGAAAUUGUCUGCCGCCAUUUCCUCCGAAAUCUGGGAGUUGUAGUGCCCCCCCAGGCGCUGACUCUCCCGGAAGAGCCCAUCACCCGAUUGGGAAGCUACUGGUGCGAAGUUACGGUGAACGGACUUGACACCGUCCGCGUCCCUCUUUCGGUACAGCAGUUUGCCGAACCGAAAUCGAACAGCCAACGCCUCUGGCUCGCCCAGAAGGAACCAGACGCCGAAAGGGAAGUGGGAAGACCUGGAAGCUUCCCGGGAAGAGAGGCCAGGAAGUGACUUUUUUCCUCUGCGGCUCUAGAAUCAGAGCUUAGCAUUUUUCUAGCCAAAAACUCCUCUUGGGGGGGCUGCUUCAGCCGGCCACGGUGGGUGAAGCUAGCCUCGUUCCGGGUCUCGUGAAGCCUCGGGCGGUGGGUCUUCCCAGAAGUGGGAAGAGGCCGCAGGAACCGGUGAAUAAAACGUCCCCUCUCUAUUAA